CGACGCAAGGUUCAAAUCAAACGAGGUUGCGGUCGCAAAAGCGCUGACCCAUGGCGGCGCUAUUCUUGGCGAAUGAGAGUCUGGGCACGGACGAUGCUUUCCCUUCGACUUUUGAGUUGAUCAUGCAGGAGCGUAUGGCUAGUGGCUUCAAACCCGCUGCCCAGUACCUAGUCACUGCGAUCUGUGACGCAUACCCACAUGUUGCUUCGACGUUGCCGGUGCGCCACUUUCACGAGACUUACGCACUGGCGCGUCUCGGGAUCGAACGGUACUGCUUGGCCCACUACGAUUGCUUGCUUGUCGAACGAUUCUACGGCAUCAAGCGCAUGGAACUGACAGAUGCCGUCAACAACACCCCCGCACAACUGUACCCACUGACGGAAAUCGGCCGCCGACGAAGUUUGCUCUGGCAUGUCGGUGUGCCCUACUUGAAAGCCAAAGCAGAUGCGUACUACCAAAGUUUAUUGAACUCGUCUCAACCAUCCACAAGACCACUUCUCAGCGACGACGAUGACGCGGUCCAUCCAGUGUGUCCAUCCCGCUUUACACGAUUUUGGCGGCAUUGGCGGCACCUGCGCAUCUGGACGGAGCUUCGAUCGUUGUUCGUGGACGUUUAUCCUGCAGUGCAUUUCAGCUACGAAGGGAUCUUUCUCAUAUACCAGUGGAUGUACUUGUUUGGUCACACCAAGCAUUUUUCCCCGUUCUUGCGAGCCAUGAAGGUUGUGUUUACCAGAAUUACCCCAAACGACAUUUCCACGUUUGAGCGAUCGCGGAUGCGCCAUCGCUCAGGCAUUCUCGCGGCCCUGAGCAACACGUCGUCGUCUUUGUCGUGGAACACUCUUCGGCGAUGGGUCUACCAGGCCACAUGGACUGUGAUCGACUAUUCUCAAACGAUUGUCGUUCUCGCCAUCGUGGGCUUCAAAUUUUUGGAGUGGCUUCAGUCCGACAUGAACCGUCAAGGGCAACCCGCUGGGAAUGGCGGACCCGUGUUCUUGGGGAAAGGAAAAAAUGGAGCGAUGUUGCUACCUCCGCCACCUCCUGCGCAGCCUGCGCUGACCCAUAGCGCGAUCUCACUAUCGUCCGAGACCCACCGAUGCGGACUUUGCCAUCGCCAACGCACCAACCCCGCCAGUUGUGUGUCUGGCUUUGUAUUUUGCUACCCCUGUAUCCACAGCUACGUCCUCGAGCACGGCGAGUGUCCAGUGACACGAUUGCCGUGCGACGUGACCUCCAUCUCCCGGAUUUACGAAGACGCUGCACAAAUGUAGAUGGCUCUGUUGGGCCGCUUCCUCUGGCUGUUUUGCUCUUCGAUGUUAUAAAGGAAGCUAUGGUGCCAGUAAAUAGCGAUAUUUGGAGAGCGGCAGGCGGCGACGAGCGUGCGUACGCUCUGACUGACUUGUCGACACAAUGUGGAACCGGACUAUGAUGCGAUGACGAAUGGAG
Messenger RNA from Aphanomyces invadans, 1443 nucleotides. RefSeq lists its product as hypothetical. Gene Ontology annotation, cellular component: peroxisomal membrane; peroxisomal importomer complex. The transcript has 4 exons. Lineage: Eukaryota; Oomycota; Saprolegniomycetes; Saprolegniales; Verrucalvaceae. The record is from RefSeq and is a predicted model, not a curated record. The coding region runs from base 51 to 1268 and encodes 405 amino acids. Gene Ontology annotation, biological process: protein import into peroxisome matrix; protein monoubiquitination. Gene Ontology annotation, molecular function: protein binding; zinc ion binding; ubiquitin-protein transferase activity.